GUGGUGUGUGCAGAGAUGGGUUGUAGUGGGUGAGACGAAAAUUUAGUCUGGGAAGUAUCAAUCAAAAAAAAAAAGAAAAAAAAAACAUCAUCUGAAGGAUACAUAAAGAACAAAACCGAGCCAACGAAAGAAAGACAAACAUGCAGCCGCCACCUAGAAAGGUGAAAGAGACUCAGGAGGUGAAGGUGGCCUUUUCGGAACAGGUUGCCCGGUUGCAGAGUAAACACCAGCAGGAGAGCGAGCUGUUGGAGGACAUCAGGUCGUACAGCAAACAGAGGGCAGCCAUUGAAAAAGAGUACGGUCAGGCACUACAGAGGCUGGCUCAGCAGUUUCAGAAGAAAGACUGGCACAAGGGGAAGGGAGAUGUUUUGAAUUCUGGGAGCGUGUUUGCCGUUUGGCGGUCCCUGGUCGAGGCCACGGCGCACGGCGGCGCUUCCCGUCUCGGCGCGGCAGAGGGCUACCGCUCGCUCACCGCCGAGGCCCUGAAGAGCCUGCGGACCGCCAGCGAGCAGCGGGCCAAGAGGGGCCUGGAGCGGCUGCAGCAGGUGCAAGGUGAGCUGGUGGACGCGGUGCGGGAGCUCAACAAAGUGAAGAAGAAGUACUGCCAGCUGGGCCACAUUGCCAGUGUUGCCCGGGAGAAAGCCUCCGAUUCGCAGGCAAGGUCCAAAAAGAGCGACCAUGGAAUUUUCCACUUCAGAACAGGCUUACACAAGGUGACUGCAAAGCUGAACGCCCGGCUCGGAGAGUGCGACCAGCGGCUCAUGGAGGUGCGCAAUGAGUACCUGCUGAUGCUGGUGGCCACCAACUCUCACCACCAGCACUACCUCUGUACCGAGCUGCCCGCCAUCAUGAAGAGCAUGGACGGGGACCUUUACGACCAGGUGCGGGAGCAGCUGACCCUCCUGUGCCACACGGAGAUUGGCGCUAGCCAGUCGACGCAGAGCGAGCUCGCCAGGAUCUGCGAAGACUGCGGCCAGGUAACCAGGGAACAGGACCUCGUGCUCUUCCUCCAGGAAUCCACAGCCUUCACGCGGACGUCGGAGUUCCACUUCCAGAAGGUUCCCGGCGACACGGUGUCCGGCCUGCAGCACAGCAGGACCAGCCCAGAGGGGGAGAGCUGCCUGGACAAGGAGGCGCGCAAGUGGGCCACCAAAGCCGCCAAAGACUACAAAAUUAUCAGCCACGGGGAGAGGGCCCUGCACACGCUGGAGAGGAGGCGGAAGCUGCUGACGGAGGAUACGGGAUCGGGCGUGGAGCUGAAGAUGGAGGAAGUGAAGGAGAGCAUCAGGAAGGCGCAGGUGAGCCGGGUGAAGGCGGAGUCCCGGCUGGCGCUGCUGGCCUCGGCCGGGGUGGACGUGGACCCCUGGGUGUCCAGCGCCAUGGGCCAGGCCGACGAGGAGCUGGAGCGGGAGAGGAGGCUCAGCGAAGCCCGGCUCUCCAACGGAGACGUCUCCUCUCUGGAGGAUGAGUUUGACUUUGAGGAUUUUGAUGAAAAUGGUGACAUCUUCACUGAGUCAACAUCUGGCCCUGGUGUAUGUGGAUACCCUAUGCCUUGCAGGGUCCUCUACAGCUACCAGGGUUGCCAGGCAGAUGAGCUGUCAAUCACAGAAGGGGAGGAGCUUCAGGUUAUUGAGGAUGGUGACAUGGAGGACUGGCUAAAGGCACGCAACGCCACCGGACAGGUAGGAUACGUGCCAGAGAGGUACCUGCAGUUUCUCAGGCCGCCAGCAGAGGGCUCUGCUGCGCACGAGGUCGGUGGGAGCCCUCGACUGGACUCGUCACUCAACAGCUCCGAGUCGUCGCCCGGGUGCUCCACCAGGGGGCAGCAGCGCGUAUCUCACACUGUGGGGCUGGCGCGGGCGCUGUACCAGUACUGCGGGCAGAGUGCAGAGGAGCUGUCCUUCCAGGAGGGGGCGCUCAUACGCCUCCUGCGCUGCGGCCACAGCGACGUGGACGACGGCUUCUGGGAGGGCGAGCUGGACGGCCGCGUCGGCGUCUUCCCCUCCCUGGUGGUGGAGCUGGUCGGGGAGGGUGAGGAGGAGGAGGAGGAGGAGGAAGAGGAGGACGAGUGCUUCUCCUCCCCGACCCCCCCUCCCUUCUCGCCUCCCGUUCCCAUCGCUGGAGCCCCGCCCCCUCAGGAGCACGGCUCCUCCUCCUGCCCGGGCUCCUGGUCCGCGCGCGGCUCCUCGCCCAGAGACCUGGAGGACAGGCUGCUGGGGCCGCCCCAGGACCUGCACAGGCUGCUCGACUCCAGGGGAGACAGUUGCAGCAGUGUCCACAGCUCACCUGAACUCUCGUCAAGGCGCAUACGGCCGGUCCGAGCGCCUCCUCUUCCUCCGUCACACAGGAACUCCCCUGUGCCUUGAAGGACCCGGUUUAGACAAGGGUGGGGACAUCUGUCUCUGGGUGGGACACUCAGGACUUUAUAAAGACAAACUCCUGCUGUCAUCUGUACGGACCAACUCUUCACCAUCGAGGUCACCACCAAGGUUAACCCUGUUCUUACCAUACCGUUCCGUUCAUUACCCUCAUCGUUUGUUUUAUUACGUGAAAAUCAGUGUUUGCAACAUCAUCUUUUUAAACCUUUUUCCCCUUCAUUUGGUCUCCUGUUACAUUUCAGUAAUACUCUGUAUUUCUUGUGCAUCAAAGGGCUGGUCAUGACAGUGCCUGACAUGGCAUUUUGUUUCAAACCUAAAAAAAAAAAACCUGCCUGAUCACGUUAUUUGAGGUUGUUAUCGUAUUUUUAAAACCGUCUUCAUAAGUGGAAGCUCAACAAGUUGUGCUCUUUUAUGGGCUGCUUGCUUCCGUUGUUCUGUAUUUCUUCUCGUUGUGUCAUCGUUUCAGAUUGCGCAGCCGCGGUGCUGUAAAAGACAGAUCUGUCUGACUGAGUGCAGCCGUGCUGGGAGGUUUAGUUUCACCUGUCCUGCAGGAGUCACCUCUCAUUGAACUGCUUCUCAGAGAUACCUGAGCCCCCAUGAAACAGGGUCCUUGCUCAGCGAAAAAAUAAAAUGCGCACAGUGUUAUUUUACUUGGCUGUUUUGAGCAUUUAUAAGUUGUAUUAUUACAUUACAGGCAUUUAGCAGACACUCUUAUCCAGAGCGACUUACACAACUUUUUUACAUAGCAU
Molecule: messenger RNA, 3127 nt
Organism: Anguilla anguilla (European eel)
Lineage: Eukaryota; Metazoa; Chordata; Actinopteri; Anguilliformes; Anguillidae
Product: F-BAR and double SH3 domains protein 1-like
Exons: 20
Coding region: 141-2366 (741 amino acids)
Biological process (GO): regulation of actin filament polymerization; neuromuscular synaptic transmission
Cellular component (GO): recycling endosome; neuromuscular junction
Molecular function (GO): protein binding
Source: RefSeq, a predicted model, not a curated record